AUGGAAAAGGCUCGUGCAAGCGGAGAGAUUGACAUGACAGAGAUGACAGUGACCAUGAAAUCUGUCUACACCUUCUCGGAAGCUGGGUUGGUUGAGCCCAUUCACAUCGUUGACCUUAUGAACGUGAAAAAGGAGCUGGAGUUUUUCCUCAUGAAGCGUGCAAUGUCCGAGUGGGGAUCGGCCUUGGAACAUGUGACCUUGAACUAUGCUAAGAGCAUGGUGAUGUGUAAGCGGAGAUCUCCAUUUGAAGAUUCCAGCAAACACCGAAUCUAUGUCUUUGGGCAGAUCAGCAUGGAAGCAAGCAACAAGACCAUCAAGGUGGCCAGCCUCAAGCAUGUCAAUGGGCCGUGCGGCAUCAGCUUCUACUGUGGGCCCAAUGGGUAUGACAGGAUGACAUCCCAGAUUCCUUGCGCAGCGUGGCUGAUGAAAGUCGUCGGCAGCCAUGAUGAUGAUUCCGACGAUGAAGCAUCCACCAGCACUAUGGUGAAAUCCACUGAGAAAGCCACUUUGAAGGUGGCGUCCUUGUGGGCGGCUCAGUUUCCUCAGGUUCAAAAUACAGAGUGA
Messenger RNA from Cladocopium goreaui, 564 nucleotides. The record is from the annotation of a GenBank genome assembly. Lineage: Eukaryota; Dinophyceae; Suessiales; Symbiodiniaceae.